Messenger RNA from Acytostelium subglobosum LB1, 360 nucleotides. RefSeq lists its product as hypothetical. NCBI's taxonomy places the organism in Eukaryota, Evosea, Eumycetozoa, Acytosteliales, Acytosteliaceae. Gene Ontology annotation, molecular function: dynein intermediate chain binding. Gene Ontology annotation, cellular component: cytoplasm; cytoplasmic dynein complex. The annotation marks the transcript as partial. The record is from RefSeq and is a predicted model, not a curated record. The transcript is spliced from 2 exons. Gene Ontology annotation, biological process: microtubule-based movement.
AUGACAACAGACAAAGGCAGCACCACACAACCAACAAACAGUGCUGAACAGUUCUCUGUAGAGGAUGUAUUAGGCAUCCUGAAGGAGGCAGUUGAAACAACCAUCCAGAAUGCUCAGUAUCAACACAGCAAGGUACCACAGUGGACAGCAAGCGUAAUAGAGACAUCUCUCAAGAAACUACAAGAGCUCAACAAGCCCUACAAAUAUAUCGUCACCUGCACCAUACUACAAAAGGUUGGAGCAGGAUUCCACACUGCGAGCUCAUGUCUAUGGGAUAGUAACACGGACAACAAUAGCUCAUUCAGAUGGGAGAACAAAUCAAUGUUCUGUAUUGCAACUGUAUUUGGAUGUAUGAUUAAU